AUGAGUGUCACUGUCUGCAGAAUAGGUGGGUCGGCAUUGUAUAAGGUAUCUAAUUUCCUGAUUGAAGAGUAUGAAGACAAGGAUAGCCAUCAGUUCAAGAGCGAGAAUUCGAAGACAGUCGCAAACGAUGAUUUGCCUGCUCUUCAAAGCGGAUGUGACCCCGCUAUUGUUGACGAACUGGAACGGUUGAGGAGGUCGAACAAAAAGGCACGAUGUAUCGCGAACAAUGGCAGAGAAAUGACUUUGCAGAGACAGGUAGCUUUGCAUUUUCUGGGUAUUGUUUAUAAGUUCAUUUUCAUCGAGUCGGAUUUGCUCGUCCUGCUUAACUACGUUGCACAGCAUGAUCCUCGAUGUGUGUGGAAUGAUACCGUAUCAUUCGCGGGUGCUGAUCAGGUUUCCUUUUCUUAUGCUCUUGGUGAUCUCAGUAAACAAUGGCAUUCCAUAACUAGAGAUGCUUUGGUGGAUGCAUCACGAGCACUUUCGAGCAUGAAUAUAAGUAGGAAGAAGGAGGGAAAUGUUAUUUUGCAUCCAGGUGAGCUAAAACUGGUCUCAAUAGGAUUCCGCGGCUCGGUGGUAGUGCGGCAGAGGAUUGAACAGUCUCAGAAUGCGCAUCGGAAGUCAUUUUUGACAGCAGCGGAUUGGCUUGUAUCGAAUCAAGAUGAAAAUGGUGGCUGGCCAGUUCCAGUCGAACGCGCUAUCGCCGACCGGCGGCUAGUGCUUCCAGCUGGUUGGUAUUCCGCAAUGGCUCAGGGGCAUGGCUUAUCUUUGCUUACUCGCGCCUAUACUGCAACACAUAACAACUCUUACCUGGCCGCUGCCAGCAAAGCGCUUCAUCUUUUUGAACUGAAAGCUGGAGAAAGAGGGGUUCGAAAUGAGUUGUUCGGUCAUGUUUGGUUUGAAGAGUAUCCAACAUCUCCAGGCAGUUUUGUACUGAAUGGAUUUAUGUACUCCUUAAUUGGCUUGUUCGAUCUUAGCUCUGUGAGCAUCAGAGGGGAAGUAGCUGACGAAGUGCGCCUCGGAACUGAACGAGCAUCCAUACUUUUCUCCUCUGGCCUGGAUUCUCUUCGGGCUCUCUUACCUUUAUAUGACACUGGAAGCGGAUCAAUCUACGAUUUGCGACACAUAGGUCUACAUACAGCACCCAAUCUUGCUAGAUGGGAUUACCAUGCGGUGCAUGUUUAUCUGCUGAAGUGGCUCGUACAAAUUACCGGUGAUAAAACCUUAGAUGAAACCGCGGACAGAUUUAUUGCUUACUCAUGGGGUAAAAAAGCUAAACACAACUGACAGGUACUACACUGCAACGACUGUGAUUAUAAUAUUAUAAUUUUGUGUAAUCAUUGGGCCAGUAUGGUCGUUUGUGAUAUCUGCUCAACUUCUCAUGCAAUUACACGAAUAGCAUAUUUCUUGACUUUCUUUUAGAUUAGUCAUCGCUUAGUGCAUUCACCUUUGCUCUUUGUCAUGAAUCUUGUUUCAGAUCUGCAUGAUCACUGUAGCACUGGACUCUGUCAAGAUUCUGUAAACAUCUUUUUUU
Messenger RNA from Cylicocyclus nassatus, 1531 nucleotides. The record is from the annotation of a GenBank genome assembly. Lineage: Eukaryota; Metazoa; Nematoda; Chromadorea; Rhabditida; Strongylidae.